Panicum virgatum (switchgrass) is the source of this 1463-nucleotide messenger RNA. RefSeq names its product BTB/POZ and MATH domain-containing protein 1-like. Bases 275 to 1285 code for a protein of 336 amino acids. Gene Ontology annotation, biological process: protein ubiquitination. The transcript has a single exon. The record is from RefSeq and is a predicted model, not a curated record. Gene Ontology annotation, molecular function: protein binding. Lineage: Eukaryota; Viridiplantae; Streptophyta; Magnoliopsida; Poales; Poaceae.
GAGCGCACCACCGACCUUGCCAUUUGCCAGUGCCGCAAUCCCCGCCCUCCCAGCCUCUUUCUCCUCCCCAUUCCUAUCGCAUCGCCUCCCUCGCAUCCUUCCUCCCAUCCCCUGUUCCGAGCCGGCCGCAAAGCCAGCUCCUUGGGUCGCACACACUGUGUUCGUGCCGUCCUCGAUCCAUCGGCCACACACACAUUGCCGUCCUACUAGUAGAAGUAGGAGUAGUGCUCCUGGCCACUCGAUCUGCAAUCCCGUCCAACUACUGCAAGCAAAGAUGAGAGCCGCCAGCAUGUUCGACCACUGUAGCUUCACGCAUCAGUUCAAGCUCAACUACGAAGCAACGAAGAACGUCGCCAUUGGGCACAUCGUCCGCUCCGGCGACAUCUCCGCUGGGGGGCACCUCUGGAGGAUCGAUUGCUACCCCCGUUGGGUUAAAGAAAAGAACAAGGGCGAGUACCUAUCUAUAUUCCUCUCUCAUAGGAGCAAAUCUAAAGACGCCAAGGCUAUCUUCGAGGUUUUCGUGAUGGACAGAGACGGUGCUCCGUCCUCGUCCUAUAGAAGCAGGUUAGUGCAUGUCUUCCCACCAAAUGCCUCCCGUGGUUGGCUGCUGUUCGUGCAGCGAAGCGUCCUCAAGUCGCUCUACCUGAUGGAGGAUGGCUCGUUCAUCGUCAUGUGCGGGGUCAAGGUUGUGCCUGACAACGCCUUGGACGACGCCCCGCCCUCCGACAUAGGGAGACACCUCGGCGUCCUCCUGGAUUCCACGGAAGGCUCCGACGUGUCGUUCGUCGUCGACAGCGAGGAGUUCCCCGCCCACCGGGCGGUGCUCGCCGCCCGCUCGCCGGUCUUCAAGGCGCAGCUCCUGGGAUCCAUGACGGACGCCAAGAUGAGAUCCAUCACCUUGCAUGACAUCGCGCCCGCGACGUUCAAGCUCAUGCUUCGGUUCAUGUACACCGACGCAUUCCCCACCGACGACGUGCUAGCCGGGGACUCGCCAACUCCGACGGAGAAGCUUCAGGAUCUGCUCGCCGCGGCCGACCGCUACGCAUUGGACCGUCUGAAGCUUCUGUGUGCUAGUAAGCUGCGGGGAAACAUUUCAGCGGAUACAGUGGCUAGUACUCUGGCUUGUGCUGAAAUGUACAGCUGCCCGGAGCUGAAGAAGGGAUGCAUCGACUUCUUUGCGGACGAGAAGAACUUCAAGAAUGCGGUGCUGACCGAUGGUUUUGCUCAGUUGGUGCUGAAGUUCCCGUCGAUCCUUGCUGAGCUGAGGGUGAAGGUCAGGGUGUAGGGACAUGCAUACGUGCUGCGUGUGAUUCUAUUUUGAGACUCAUCAGUAGUAGUAGUUGGAUCAGUAGUAGUUGGAUCUGUACCUGAUGAAGUCCUCGUAGUUUCAGACUAAAAUUGUAUCAUCGUCCAAUCGUCCGAACUUUUAACCAUCCAUCCAGUUAAGAAUUGGAUUUGCUAAA